Molecule: messenger RNA, 1108 nt
Organism: Amyelois transitella
Lineage: Eukaryota; Metazoa; Arthropoda; Insecta; Lepidoptera; Pyralidae
Product: formin-like protein 1
Exons: 3
Coding region: 1-1074 (357 amino acids)
Source: RefSeq, a predicted model, not a curated record
AUGGAUAAAGAUCAGUGUUUGAAAUUAAUAUCUCUCUAUGGUGUAAACACCUGGCUAUGGAAUGCAAGUGAUCCUAAUUAUACAAAUAGAGGGCUUAGAGAAGAUGCCUGGUUAAAUAUUAGCCGCGAGAUGAAUAUCCCCAUUCCUGAUUUAAAAAAGAAGAUGGAGUCGUUGAUGGGAUCCUACCGGCGGGAAAAAUCACGAGAAAAGAAAAGUCGUUUGACAGGAUCAGGUCGUGAUGACGUUUAUAAAUCCAGCUGGUUUGCAUAUAAUGCCUUUGCAUUUAUGUCUGAUAGGAACGAGCCAGGUACCACGCGGGAUACUAUGGAAAAUAAUGAAACCGAUACUAACGAUGAAACAGUAAGCGCAACUCAACUCGCUCAAGACCCUUCACCUGACAACGACAAUAUUCAAGUUAUGGAAAAUCAGCAACAACAAGAUGACACCAAUAACACACAAUUUAGAGUUGGAACGCAAGACCAGAGAUCCAGAAAACGAAGCAAAAAAAGACCUGCGAAAGACACAGACGAUUUAUCGGACGAAACUCUUUCCGAAGCUUUCAGGAUUCUCCAGCAGUGCGCAGAACCACAGCCAGCCCCACAGCCGCCUUGUGACUCGUAUUCGGCAUUUGGACAAUACAUAGCCAACGAAUUGAGAAACUAUGAUCCAGUAACUCUGGCGCAUGUAAAAAAAGAUAUAUGCGCAAUAAUAUUUCAAGCCAACACAGGAGCUUAUCAACAAUAUGGCUAUUAUACACAGAACUAUGCUAGGUCUAUGCAACAUCCUAGCAGUCAUGCUUCAUCUUACACCGAUCCGAUGUCUCCCUCACCACUACCUCCUCAACCAGCAAUUACCUCCUUUCCGAUGACUUCUCCAAUUCAAUCAGAGAUUCCACUUCCCCCUUCCCCUCCAAUGACUUCUCAAAAUCCAUCAGAGAUUCCUCCUCCCCCUUCCCCUCCAAUGACUUCUCAAAAUCCAUCAGAGAUUCCUCCUCCCCCUUCCCCUCCAAUGACUUCUCAAAAUCCAUCAGAGAUUCCUCCUCCCCCUCUGCCUCCUAAAUAUACUAAAACAUAAUGCGAGCGACACGUUGAAAUUGAUUUCACUUUUC